Molecule: messenger RNA, 689 nt
Organism: Aedes aegypti (yellow fever mosquito)
Lineage: Eukaryota; Metazoa; Arthropoda; Insecta; Diptera; Culicidae
Gene: lmgA
Product: anaphase-promoting complex subunit 11
Exons: 2
Coding region: 200-454 (84 amino acids)
Biological process (GO): protein ubiquitination; anaphase-promoting complex-dependent catabolic process; positive regulation of mitotic metaphase/anaphase transition
Cellular component (GO): anaphase-promoting complex; nucleus
Molecular function (GO): cullin family protein binding; ubiquitin protein ligase activity; zinc ion binding
Source: RefSeq, a predicted model, not a curated record
AAAGUCCAAAACAAAAAUGUACACACAUUCAAGUCAGUCUGUAGAUUUUUCAUUCUCGAUUUACGUAUAAGAUUCGCGCGGCUUGCAUCGACGGUUCUUAUUUUCUUUUCAAAUUAUCGGUGGUUUCCAGCUCGGAUAAUCCUGUCCGAAAACGGUUCCGUUAAAUGUAUCGCGCGCGUGUGAUAUUUAGUUAUCUAGAAUGAAAGUCACCGUAAAAAGUUGGAUGGGAGUCGCCGUCUGGAAAUGGCUGGCCAACGAUGACAACUGCGGUAUCUGUCGGAUGGCCUUCGAGGGCUGCUGUCCGGAUUGCUCGCUGCCCGGUGACGAUUGUCCACUAGUGUGGGGCUCGUGUUCGCACUGUUUCCACAUGCACUGCAUCGUAAAGUGGCUCAACUCGCAGGCCAACCAGCAGUGCCCAAUGUGUCGCCAGACGUGGAAAUUCAACGACAAGUAAACCGGGAAAGGGGGACUACGGAAGGUGCAGGAGCAAGCAGCAGACCAAUCCCGAUUUGAAAGAAGUGAGACAGAAAAGCGGUGCAGUGUUCUCAGUGUCGGACAGUAUUGUAACAGUAUGUAAUAGCAGAAGUAAACUUGAUUGUUGAACCAGAACUCCGGAGUGAUCGAAAAAGUGUUGAAAGCGGCGAUUAGUUACGUUGACCGUGGGAGGACCAACUUAAGCUGGGAUUGGU